Brassica rapa (field mustard) is the source of this 7198-nucleotide messenger RNA. RefSeq names its product cytochrome c oxidase subunit 5b-1, mitochondrial. Gene Ontology annotation, cellular component: respiratory chain complex IV; mitochondrial envelope. Lineage: Eukaryota; Viridiplantae; Streptophyta; Magnoliopsida; Brassicales; Brassicaceae. Gene Ontology annotation, biological process: mitochondrial electron transport, cytochrome c to oxygen. The record is from RefSeq and is a predicted model, not a curated record.
AAACUGAAUUCUACGCUGUGCUUGUUAGUUUACCAUGGUCCAUUGUCUGUGACGUUUUAUAUCCACGAUGAUGACGAAAAUUUGCAGAUGUCAUAUAUAACAUGUGCAAGUGUCUGUAGAUCAUGAAAGUUUAUUUCUUAGCAUCCUUAAGUAUAUUUUUUUUUGCAUUACUGAAGUCAUACAGGAGUGUAGAUGUAUGAGUGCUGAAUUUUGCAUUUGAUCUUAUUCAUUUUCUUAUGUCACGUUAUCUCUUGAGUGAGCAGCAUUCAUUCUCGUUUGGCUAGCUUUUGGUAACAAUGCUGUCAUCUUUAUUGAUACCAAAGUGUGUUUACCUCAGGAAACUCCUGCUAUUGUGAAGUCCUACUAUGACAAGCGGAUUGUGGGGUGCCCUAGUGGCGAAGGAGAGGAGGAGCACGAUGUUGUGUGGUUUUGGCUGGAGAAAGGAAAGUCUUUUGAGUGUCCGGUCUGCACUCAGUACUUUGAGCUGGAAGUGGUUGGUCCUGGUGGACCUCCCGAUGGUCACGGUGAUGAAGACGAUGAGCACCAUCACUGAGAGACUAACAUUUUGUUUUCAGGGUUUUCAAAUGUUCUACAUUUCUUUAUUAGAAUAAACAAAUGUUUUUCGAUCCUUUUGAAACAAAACUCAGGCAUCGGAGCUUCUAAAUGCCAAAACUCUUAUGACCGUGGUUUCCCCCUUUUUUGUAACCAACUCUUGAAUCUGAAUCGGUCUUUGCCUCUUGAGCAGAAUGUUCAUACCCCCUUCUUACUCGUAUGAACCAAUCUACUGUGCCACAACUUGUAAUGGUUUAGAACUCGUCAUUUAUUCUAAUGCUUCAUCGUUCAACUCUAUUAACAAGUCAAAACAGACAAUUGAUCAAAAGCUGACACAGCCUAGGACAUCUUUCGUGUGUUCGAACUCCGGCUACUGCAUCAUUUCCGCUAAAAUUAGCAUAGAAUGUAGAACCGAUUUGGCACCUGCCUAACUAACUUCUCACGUACUAGUUAAAUUAGAAUCUCUAUUCUUCCACCAAAGGGCGCAUCAGAAUCAUCUCUGAGUCAUCCUCGUUCGUCACCAUGUGGAGAAGAAUCGUCUCCUCCGGUCUCAAAACCCUAGCCUCUGAUCUCACCGCUUCUUCUCCUCCUUGUCGAUCGAUAGCCACCACCGUGAGACCCGCUGGCUCCUACCUCGCUGCCAGUCGAUCAGCCAUUUCUGCUUCUUCUUCCGUCAUCCCUCGCCAUUUCAGCUCCGAAUCAGUAGUAGAGACCGUUGCGAAGAAGAAGGUGGAGGAUGUAAUGCCCAUUGCCACCGGUCAUGAGAAGGAAGAGCUUGAAGCUGAACUCGAGGGGAGGAGGCUGCUUGACAUUGACUUUCCUGAAGGUCCUUUUGGAACCAAGGAGGCUCCUGCUGUUGUAAAGUCCUACUAUGACAAGCGAAUUGUAGGAUGCCCUGGUGGCGAAGGAGAGGAUGAACACGAUGUUGUGUGGUUCUGGCUGGAGAAAGGAAAGUCUUUUGAAUGCCCUGUUUGCACUCAGUACUUUGAGCUGGAAGUGGUUGGUCCUGGUGGACCUCCGGAUGGUCACGGUGAUGAAGAUCAUGAUUCAUGAGCACCACCACUGACUCCGGCCGCGAGUUUUGCUUUCUUGAAAUAUUUUUGAUUUUCUUAUAGUUGGAAUAAGAAUAAAUAUAUAUGCUGCUGGUGUAACACAGUUGAAAAUGUUUUUGAACCUUUUAGAACAACACUCUUGUCGGAAGUUGUCGGCAUGCGAAAACUCUUACAACCGUUGUUUUACUUUUGUAAGAUUUUUUGUAUCAGAAUCAUUCUUGCCUUUUUGCUUAUUUAUAUAUUCACAUUUUAUUGUUUAUGGUUUGAUGUCUUUUCAUAUUGGACGGUUUGAUCGUGUCAUUGAUUCCUUCUGAACGACCAUAUAAUUCAGUAAAUAUAUCAUCGAAAAAUCGAUUUUCUUCCAAAACCUUGUUUUUAACACUAACUAACUCAUACAAUGCACCUACAUUUUACAUUUCAUUUUUUCUAAUAACAUAAAAGGCAUAUAAAUCAGGGCCGUCUAACAGCACGCGCAAGUGGAGCGGUCGAACAGGGCCCCGAAAUAUAAAAAUAAAAUGUUUAAAGAUUUUUUGAAAUAUAUAGAUAAAUUAUGGUAAGAAACUUUAAAAAUUUAGAUAUAAUGGUAAAUUUAAAACUUAUAAUUAAAAAAAUCAGAGAAAGUUAUUAAAUUUUAAAAUUACUUGAUAAAAUGUACGACUAAUAUUUUUUUUGAACAGGGCCUCAAAUUAAUUUGAGACGGCCCUGCAUAUAAUGUAAAGAGGGCGACCAAAAACGGUGGAGGUCAACACCGCUUUGAUUCUCUGGCGACGUAACUGUGUCUAUGUGUUUAGUCUCUUUUAUCAACGUUUUCUUAAAUUAUUAUCUCGGACUCAAAGGUUAAAAACUUAAGACCAGAUUAAUUAACUUGAAUUACCGACAAUGGAACUUAUGUAGUUCUUAAUAUUUCAGUAUAGCGUCAGUUACGUUAUUAUUUAUUUAAUACGUCUUUUUUUGGUUUCAUAUCAUAUCAUUAUAUGUUUACAAUGAAAAUAUGAAGCAGAAACCUAAAUACUACUAGUACAUAUAUAUAUUCUUUAAAUAACAAUAAUACUAAACGGACACUGUUAUCGGAGAAAAAUCCCGAGGAAUAUAUUCUAAUAAAUCAGAAAAAGUCUAAUUUAAUUAAAAAAUGAAAAAGAAACAACUAUCAUGAAGAAAAAAACGUCAGAGUUCAAUAUUCCGUUUCUACUUGAGACAAAUCACCAUUCUCUAAUUUUCUACACAGCUUGCCCUCGCUACGAAGUGAACCUCUCGUGUUCCGACAUGCAUGCAUUAAUAUACGUAAUACGUAAUGUACUGAUGUACAUACGUUUGUUUUGGUAUGUCUAAGUGUCUUGUAUAAAAAAAAGUGUCUUGUAUAUAAAUUAGUGUUUCUUGUGUGAAAAUAGAUAAGUACUUGGUGAGAAAAUCGUAUUAUGUCUUUAAGAAAAUGUAACGAUUUUAUUUACUUUUCAUUUAGGUGCUUUUAACAAUGUAAUUAUGUAAUUAAUAAAUUAAACAUGUUUGUUAUCUGACUAAUAUAUACACGUAUUUAAUAUCCCAUUGAUUUUUGUUUUUUAGUUAUAUUUUGUUGUCAUAUGGAUACUUAAUAGUUGUAGUUAGAUUAACAAGUUGUAUAGUAUGAUAUAAUGCACGAUCGUAACGAUAUAAGCUGCCACUUUUCCCCCGGUUAAGGGAUAAUAAAACUUUGUAAAUUGCCUGCAGAAUAAAAAAGAUAACUAAUGGAGUAUGUUUCAUUUAUGUGAAAUAUAAUAUCCCCUACGGUUAACAUUUUUAUUCAUACAGCAGACAUUUCAUAUUCACUGCUUCCACUUGCCAAUUGCUAUUACCAGUUGUGUUACAUAAUUUAUAUACAAAUCGACAAUGCUUUCUAGUUUUUGGUAAGAAAGACAAAUUAACUUACAAAUGAAAUGGCGUACAGAAAAUAAUGUAAGUGAUUAUGAUAUGUAGUAACCUGCGAAUCUACAUGUAUAUAUACAGAGACGACCCAUCUUCAUAUAUAUACAGUAAGGACAUCUCCAACCUCAUUAUAUUUUCCAUUCUAAAAUAAAGUUUAGAGUAUAAAUGUUUCAAUGGUAUUUUAUUUUUCAUUCUAUAAUAGGGUAAAAAAUAUGUUUACUUUAUAUAUAGAGAAUAAUUUUUUUGUUCAUCAUUCUAUUUUUCACUCUAAAAUAGAGUACCAUUUGAGUAUAUCACAAUUUUAUUAUAGAGUUACUAAAUUUUAGAGUAAAAAAUAAGAUGAACCAUUGGAGAUCUAUAAUUGUAUUCACCAGUUCAAUUUAUAUAUUAGAAAGAAAAAAACAUGUUGACAUUUUUGUAGGUCUCCAUGUGGCUCCCUCGAAUUAAUUAUGCACAGCAUAGACAUAUACUAUUAGAGAUGGCAUUAUAACCAUUAUCUAUACUAUACUAAAAGUAAAAUAAGCUCAAAGGAGAAGCAUGCCACCUAGGAUUAAAAAUUCGGACCAAUCAGAGACAAGUUUUUGACACGUCAUUUACUCAUAACCAGAAAAUGAACAAUCCUGGUUUCUUUCGGUGGCAUGAAAUUAUUUUGUUCUGGUCCAAAACAAGCCCACUUGAGUUAACUCCGAUUUCCCCUCAGUCACUUCGUCUUCUCCGCUUCGUUACCGCGAUAGCACCUCUUAUCAAUCAAUAGUUUUCUAAAUUUACUCUUUAUGAAUUCGUUUCACAUACUUCUCUAUCACAUCUUUAUAUACUGUUUUUUCUUCCCUUGCUACAAACCAUAACCAAACCUGCUCAAAUCAAGCUCAAGCGAUGGCCAUGAAACCAAAAGGCAAGUCCAUGUCUCCUCCGCCAAUGCUCACAAAGUUAUGUUCUUCAAAGAUAUCUCACGAUGUCCCCAUGAAACCCAGUUAUCAUCUGAUAUAUUUUUGGGACCCUUAUUGGUCUGGAAAUUCUCCUCAUAAAUUUAGUUUCCCCUGAUUUUUAUUUUAAAUAUAGUUUGUCUUCUUUUUUUUUAUCUCUCUUAACAACACAUCGUCCAUGUUAAUCUUCACAUCGUCUUUCACAUUGUCUUAUAAAGACAUUGUUGAAUCGACAAAGGAGAUGAACGGAUCAAACACUUACUCUUUAGCUCAUUCAAAGAUUUCUAUUACAAACUUUUAUAGCAGGCAGCACCAUGAGAAACUGUUCUUUGAUAUUGAUCCAAACGUGAUCGGUUCAACGAGCUUAAAUCCAAAAAUAGUGGGAGGUAGGCAUGUUGACUCCCUGUUGUAUGAUAUUUCAUCUUCAGAGAACCCAACCUCAAGGACCCAUUUCUAUUUUGAUAGCGAGAGUAACAUAGGUAAGGUCUGAGGUGUUUGCUUUGCUUUGCAUUCUUUUUUUAAUUUUCAGUUUGUAUUAAUUGUACUUAUACACGGUUUUUCUCAGUUUCCAGGGGAGUGAAGAUGGGUCCGCCUCAACUGCUACAAAAUAUGGAGGGGUGAAUAAGAUUGAAUCAUUAACACUGUGAGGGCUGAAUUCUUAUGUAAUCAUUUCACCACCACAAGUUAGCCUCGAACUUAAAACCUCCAGCUUACUCUCUUGCAACUACCCUCUUACAAACCCAAACACUUGCAGGCUGCAGAGUUCUUGUGCACUGCGAAAGUUGACAGCAUUGAAAAAGCAAAUGGGUGGUGCUACUUCUCAUAAUCUAAAUGCUCCCGGAAACUUUAGCGUAGUUUCUCAUCGCUCACGUGCACAGCCUGUCAUGAUGCAAACAUUGUAGUUAUUGUAAGGUAAUCCAGGUUGUACAAUGUUUUAGACGUGCUUUAAAACUUCUGAGAGGGAAACAAAUGCACCUAAUCCCUAACAAAUCUUAUCUAUCUUCGAUGACGAGGUGCCGGGUUGAGAUGGUAACAGAUCACUCGAACUCUGUUCUGUUUGUGGUUUGGACGCUGAGAUGAACAAGCUUACCGAUGUCCCUGCCUCAUCACUGUCUCAGGCCAUGGUAACAUCCACCAAAUGACCUUUGUUAUCUGUUUUUAGAUUUAAUAAAAUGGGAUGAUGAUCAUUUAAUAAAUACUCAAUCUCAAACAGGGCGCCGGAGUGGAAGACUGGAGCUGAAUCGUGUCUACAGGGAACUGAACGGUUAUUCAAGGAUUCAUUCCAUGAAACAAGGAUCAGUUUACAGACUCUUCAGCUUCUACCAAAAGCAAACCGGUUUCGGGUUGCUGAUCAUAGCAUAGCCAUUUCUUUCUCAUACAACUCUGACAUGUUGGCUCCCUUUUUACGAAGACUGGUUCUGGUUCUAUUCAUAUGAGGAUUUUGAAACUAACUGUGACCUCAAAGGUGACCUUCACGGUAAGCUCUCUAAUAUUUCAUAUCAUCUCUGAGUUACAUUGUUUUAUGAUUGGAUUUAGUCUUUAGCUUUUGUUCCUGCAUUUACAAUAUAGUAAUUAGUUGAAUACAAAUAGUUUGUCAACGUUUGCUAAUGUGAUACUAAUUUAUUCACCAUUCCAAAAAUGUCUCUGCUUCUGUUUAUGUUUUCAUCCUAGGCGUUUUUUGUUGUGUGUCAUUGGUUGCUAAUUUUUUCAUACUUCACAUAUAGGAUCGCUAAAAAAUAUAUGACUUAUUGAUUAUACUAUAUUUUUAUGAGCAUAUACUUGGAUAGGAUUAUUGUAAGUGGUACAUGAGAGGGUCAACAUGUGAAGCUUUAUCGACACAGGAACAAAAAGAGCAAGUGAAAUGUUGGGCGCAAAAUCAAGGUGCACAAACAAACACUUGAAUAUCCUUAAAAAGAUCUAUGAUAGAAGUAAUAUUUUUAGCUUAAAGUAACUCAAGAUUGUUUUGUUUGGUGCUGCACUCUAAAGCCAUUGCUUUGUCUCCUUAUGUUAGCAAGCUUCUUGCUCCUUGCUUCUGUUGGUGGGAUUACUAAUAGAUACAUAUGUUUUCCCAGUACAACAACAACUUCCUUAAAUACUUGCAGUCAGGUAAAUUUAUUAUUCAGUUUUGCCAUGAUUUCACGUGUAAAAAACAAAUGUUAUAACCGUCUUUGUUAUUUCAUAUGACAGAUUGACAGGUAUGCAAUCUAGCCAUGAGUGAAAAUACUGGCACUGUUGUGUGGUGACCAAGCGUGAUCAGUGAAUAAUGUGGUUUGAUGUAUGGGUUUAGGCCUUGGGUUUUACAUAGCUGAUGUUGCUGAUUUAAGCUGCUACAAAAAGCAUAAAACCUUGGCUGAUGUGAAAGACUAAUAUGACUCAUAAUUGGCUUCAUCUAUCACAUCUGUUCAGUUAACAAAACAGACAUUUUGUAAAUCGAUUUUAUUGACAGUUUUCUAUUUGUUGUGCAUUAAAAACAAGAAAGAGAAAGCAAUACAGGAGUUCAACAUGGUAGUUAUUCAAAUAUCAUUUAUGUGGGGGCAAAUCACUAGAAAAAUAGUGUAAUUGCCAACUUAGACCAGGAAAUUACACAAACAAAUUGGUACACAUAUUUUAAAGAAAAAGUAUCAAUCAAUUUAUAGAAUAUGUGACGUACCACCGAAAUUUUUAAGAAACACAAAGUAACAAUCAAACUAUAGUAUAUGUGACGUACCUUCCGAGUGUAUAUCGACAGUGGGCACACAUGUUUUCUUGGCAUUGAUGGCACAUACUUUAAAA